GGUGGUGACAUCACCUCCAUCACAGGGCUGGGUGAGGCUUGGGUUGCCCAUCCGGAACCUUCAAGGCCAACCAAGGGGAUGAGGCCUGCACCCACUGUCCCAUCAACAGCCGGACCACUUCAGAAGGGGCCACCAACUGCGUCUGUCGCAAUGGCUACUACCGAGCAGACCUGGACCCCCUGGACAUGCCCUGCACAACCAUCCCCUCUGCACCCCAGGCCGUGAUCUCCAGUGUCAAUGAGACCUCACUCAUGCUAGAGUGGACUCCGCCCCGUGACUCGGGAGGCCGUGAGGAUCUCGUCUACAACAUCAUCUGCAAGAGCUGCGGCUCAGGCCGGGGUGCCUGCACCCGCUGUGGGGACAAUGUGCAGUAUGCACCCCGCCAGCUGGGCCUGACUGAGCCACGCAUUUACAUCAGCGACCUGCUGGCUCACACCCAGUACACCUUCGAGAUCCAAGCCGUGAAUGGCGUCACCGACCAGAGCCCCUUCUCACCUCAGUUCGCCUCCGUGAAUAUCACCACCAACCAAGCAGCUCCAUCGGCUGUGUCCAUCAUGCACCAGGUAAGCCGCACCGUGGACGGCAUCACCCUGUCGUGGUCCCAGCCCGACCAACCCAACGGCGUCAUCCUGGACUAUGAGCUGCAGUACUAUGAGAAGGAGCUCAGUGAGUACAACGCCACAGCCAUAAAAAGCCCCACCAACACGGUCACUGUGCAGGGCCUCAAAGCCGGCGCCAUCUAUGUCUUCCAGGUGCGGGCACGCACCGUGGCAGGCUACGGGCGCUACAGCGGCAAGAUGUACUUCCAGACCAUGACAGAAGCCGAGUACCAGACAAGCAUCCAGGAGAAGCUGCCACUCAUCAUCGGCUCCUCGGCGGCUGGCCUGGUCUUCCUCAUUGCCGUGGUUGUCAUCAUUAUCGUGUGUAACAGACGGGGGUUUGAGCGCGCUGACUCGGAGUACACGGACAAGCUGCAGCACUACACCAGCGGCCACAUGACCCCAGGCAUGAAGAUCUACAUCGACCCUUUCACCUACGAGGACCCCAAUGAGGCAGUGCGGGAGUUUGCCAAGGAAAUUGACAUCUCUUGUGUCAAAAUUGAGCAGGUGAUCGGAGCAGGGGAGUUUGGUGAAGUGUGCAGCGGCCACCUGAAACUGCCAGGCAAGAGAGAGAUCUUUGUAGCCAUCAAGACGCUCAAGUCGGGCUAUACUGAGAAGCAACGCCGGGACUUCCUGAGCGAGGCCUCCAUCAUGGGCCAGUUUGACCACCCCAACGUCAUCCACCUGGAAGGUGUUGUCACCAAGAGCACGCCCGUGAUGAUCAUCACUGAGUUCAUGGAGAACGGCUCCCUGGACUCCUUCCUCCGGCAAAAUGAUGGGCAGUUCACAGUCAUCCAGCUGGUGGGCAUGCUACGGGGCAUCGCGGCCGGCAUGAAGUACCUGGCAGACAUGAACUACGUCCACCGCGACCUGGCCGCCCGCAAUAUCCUCGUCAACAGCAACCUGGUCUGCAAGGUGUCUGACUUUGGGCUUUCACGCUUUCUGGAGGACGAUACCUCAGACCCCACCUACACCAGCGCCCUGGGCGGGAAGAUCCCCAUCCGCUGGACGGCCCCAGAAGCCAUUCAGUACCGGAAGUUCACCUCGGCCAGCGACGUGUGGAGCUAUGGUAUCGUCAUGUGGGAGGUGAUGUCCUACGGGGAGCGGCCCUACUGGGACAUGACCAAUCAGGACGUAAUUAAUGCCAUAGAGCAGGACUAUCGGCUGCCACCACCCAUGGACUGCCCAAGCGCCUUGCACCAGCUCAUGCUGGACUGCUGGCAGAAGGACCGCAACCACCGGCCCAAGUUCGGCCAGAUUGUCAACACGCUGGACAAGAUGAUCCGCAACCCCAACAGCCUCAAAGCCAUGGCACCCCUCUCCUCCGGAAUCAACCUACCACUGCUGGACCGCACGAUCCCCGACUACACCAGCUUUAACACAGUGGACGAAUGGCUGGAGGCCAUCAAGAUGGGGCAGUACAAGGAGAGCUUCGCCAAUGCCGGCUUCACCUCCUUCGAUGUCGUGUCACAGAUGAUGAUGGAGGACAUUCUCCGGGUUGGGGUCACCUUGGCUGGCCACCAGAAAAAAAUCCUGAACAGUAUCCAGGUGAUGCGGGCACAGAUGAACCAGAUCCAAUCUGUGGAGGUUUGACAUUCGCCUGCCUCAGCUCAUCUCUUCCUCCAGGCCCCGCCCCCUCUGCCCUACGCUGGCCCCCCAGUUCUCUGUCUACUGCAGGGUCAGCCACCUGCCAGGCGGCCACGGGCAACAGGAAGAACCAAGCAGCGCUCCAGCCAUGAGAUAUCACCAAGAACACAUGCAACUCAGAUGAUGGAAAAAAAGGGAAUGGGAACAAAAGAAAACAGAUCCUGGGAGGGGGCGGGAAAUACAAGGCAUAUUUUUUAAAGAGGAUUCUCAUAAGGAAAGCGAUCAUUGUUCUUGGGCGGAAAAAAAAAAAGGGCUUGGGAGAUCCGUGCGAUUUGUCUAAUCGGAGACCAAAAGCAGUUUCUCUCCAACCUCCCUCUGGGAAGGCAAUCUGGCCAGAGCCAAGAAACACUUUCAGGAGAACAAAUGUGAAGGGGAGAGACCGCGGCCACCCUCCUCUCCUGUCCAUGGGCUGCUCUUCCAGGCCUCACUCAACAGCCACGCACCAGGCGGACGGGGCAGGCGGACAGACGGGCAGUCACCGGGAACCACUGUGGGAACAUCCCACUGCCUCUGGGCAAACAGAAGAAUUUUUCUGCCUUUGGAGAAUAUUUUAGAAACUCCAAUGAAAGAGACUUGUUUCUCCUGUGGGCUCAUGGGGCUGAAAGGUGGCUUUUGUCCUCCUGGGUCAGGGAGAACACGAGGACACCAGGAAGGCAAGACUUCCUGAGGCUGGUCACCCCCUGCCCAGGCCUGCAGCUCCAUCUCCAUAUCAUGUGCACAGCCAGCGGCCCCCGGCCCCCCUGGGCACCCACUCCCACCAGCCCCCACCUGGAGGACUGAUGCUACCAUGACUGCCAUCAGCUACGACUGCCACUGAGAAGGGUUGAUCCUGCACCUGGGUUUGUUUACAGCGGACGGGAAGUGGACCAGGGGUAUUUUGGUCAGGGGUGGAUUUGGUUUGGGGGUUUGUUUGUUGGGUUUUUUUUUUAAUGACAAUGAAGUAACACUUUGACAUUUCCUA
Molecule: messenger RNA, 3207 nt
Organism: Hipposideros armiger (great roundleaf bat)
Lineage: Eukaryota; Metazoa; Chordata; Mammalia; Chiroptera; Hipposideridae
Gene: EPHB2
Product: EPH receptor B2
Exons: 14
Coding region: 186-2192 (668 amino acids)
Biological process (GO): protein phosphorylation; axon guidance; ephrin receptor signaling pathway
Cellular component (GO): plasma membrane; dendrite
Molecular function (GO): transmembrane-ephrin receptor activity; protein binding; ATP binding
Source: RefSeq, a predicted model, not a curated record